This is a messenger RNA of Betta splendens (Siamese fighting fish), 1504 nucleotides long. Its product is annotated as forkhead box protein Q1-like. The transcript has a single exon. The coding region runs from base 148 to 1023 and encodes 291 amino acids. Gene Ontology annotation, biological process: anatomical structure morphogenesis; cell differentiation; regulation of transcription by RNA polymerase II. NCBI's taxonomy places the organism in Eukaryota, Metazoa, Chordata, Actinopteri, Anabantiformes, Osphronemidae. The record is from RefSeq and is a predicted model, not a curated record. Gene Ontology annotation, molecular function: DNA-binding transcription factor activity, RNA polymerase II-specific; RNA polymerase II cis-regulatory region sequence-specific DNA binding.
CGUGUCUCUGGAGACAGAUCUGCGCUCUGUUGCUCCACACCGAGGCUCAGGGCGCCUCCAGCGCGCACACACACACGGGGACGGCUACACCUGCUCUGCUGCGCGGCCCAGACCACACUCUGAGAUCGCGCUGGUCUUUGGGGGAAAAUGAAACUUGAAGUUUUCUCUGCGCACCACUUUGCGCAAAAGCCGCUGGAGUUGUGCGUGGACGCUGAGGGGGGAGUCCCGUCGCCUCUGUCCGGCGACGAGCUGGGCUCGGACGGGGACUGUGUGGCGAACAGCCCGGCGCCCGUCAGCCAGGGCGGCGACGGCAGCAAGGGGAAGCCGUACACGCGCAGACCCAAGCCCCCGUACUCCUACAUCGCCCUCAUCGCCAUGGCCAUCCGGGAGUCCGGCAGCGGCCGCCUCACGCUGGCAGAGAUCAACGACUACCUGAUGAAGAAGUUUCCCUUCUUCCGCGGCAGCUACACCGGCUGGAGGAACUCGGUGCGCCACAACCUGUCACUCAAUGACUGUUUCCUCAAGGUUCUGCGGGACCCGUCCAGGCCCUGGGGCAAAGACAACUACUGGAUGCUCAACCCGCACAGCGAGUACACUUUCGCUGACGGGGUGUUCCGUCGCAGGCGGAAGCGCAUCGCUAAGAGGCACCCCAGGGAGCAGGAGGGCGCGCACGCGGGCGACGACACGCGCCUCCCCGCCCCGGAGGACGCGGCGGGGGCCAAGUUCUCCAGCUCCUUCGCCAUCGACAGCAUCCUCAGUACACCGUUCAAGCGGAGGGAGGACACCCACGGCGAGGCGGACGCCCACGCGCCCCGGAUCUACUGGCCCCCACCGGCCCACGUCCUGCCCUACACCCUGAACUACCCGGCACAACACGCGUACCUGUCCGAAGGGGCGUUCGGCAGCUCGGAGCUCAGCUACCGCCAGCAGGCGGCGGCGGCGGGCGGGGACGCCGCGCCGGAGGCGGCGUUCAGGGUGCCCAGCAAGGUGCGAGCUUUCCACAUAGACUCCCUGCUGUCGUGAAGCAGCCGGCCUGACGUCAGACUCGUGCGUCGUGACCAUGAUGUGCACUUUUGCUUCCAGUGCUUCACCGUGACUACUGUCAUUUUGCAGAGAAAGACGUAACUGUGCGACGGCUGCGCAAACAGCUGCCGUCAUUGCAGGACAUUCCACAGUGGGUGCGUGUGCGUGUGUGACCUGACUGCGUGCGUGCGUGCGUGCGUGCGUGCGUGUUGUAGAUGUUUAGAUAGUGUUUGUAUUCAUGUAUCCAUGGUUCACUUGUCAUUUCUACUGUAUGACGGCAACCACGCGCCAUGUUGAAACAUAAAACUAUUAAUCUAUUUAUAUGUCAUGUUUUGUAUGAGCUGCUGUAUAAAAUGUUGUAUAUAUAAAAACAGUGACUGCGCUGCGGUGGGAAUGACGUGGCUGCACUAAACGCAUGGUUUUACCGAGAUGGAUUCAUGCAUGCCUGUAUUUUUAUGAAUAAAACAGUGAAACGACGGGA